AUGGGUGGACACGGCGCAGAACUGUCCAGUACGCACAAUAAGGGAUCUCAGACUGAACGGAAGUACGGGUACUGCAGGGGCGGUCAACCACCGAGUCGUCUCGACGGGACGCUCGCACAAAGAUGGUGGUUCCGCGUACUUCCAGUGGGCGCGGUGACCCUCGUCCACGGAAUAUGUCGUGGCGUUGAGUCAACGAAGGUGCUCGAAGUCGCAUCUCGCCCCCAGAUGCAAUGCGAAGCGCACCGCGAGUCCUCGGGCGCGGCGCAGACGCAGUUGGCCCGUGCGCAGUCUCCACGGAGAAAUCGAAGCGGGGAAGGCGAAGACGAAGACGGAGAGGAAGCCCUGGCAGCGCGAUCACGAUCGGUGCACCGCGUCUCGCUUCCGUGCAGUCACGCUUCUUGCUGUAUUCUGAUGGCUGCACGCGAGCGGGGUGCGGGAGCCUGA
Molecule: messenger RNA, 444 nt
Organism: Sparassis crispa
Lineage: Eukaryota; Fungi; Basidiomycota; Agaricomycetes; Polyporales; Sparassidaceae
Exons: 1
Coding region: 1-444 (147 amino acids)
Source: RefSeq, a predicted model, not a curated record